Molecule: messenger RNA, 2001 nt
Organism: Varanus komodoensis (Komodo dragon)
Lineage: Eukaryota; Metazoa; Chordata; Lepidosauria; Squamata; Varanidae
Gene: SUDS3
Product: SDS3 homolog, SIN3A corepressor complex component
Exons: 13
Biological process (GO): negative regulation of transcription by RNA polymerase II
Cellular component (GO): Sin3-type complex
Molecular function (GO): histone deacetylase binding
Source: RefSeq, a predicted model, not a curated record
GCGGCCGCCGCCGCGAUCGCUGCCGCCGCAGCAGCCGCCGCCGCCGCCGCGGCCGCCGCCGAGAGCUUCGAGGAGGAGGAGGAGCUGGACAGCCCCGCCGACGAGGAGGAUGGCGAGCGCAGCGGCCGCGCGCGGGACUCGGACGAGGAUACUGAAGAUGCAAGUGAGACGGACCUGGCAAAGCACGACGAGGAGGAUUAUGUCGAGAUGAAGGAACAGAUGUAUCAAGAUAAAUUGGCAUCACUGAAGAGGCAGCUCCAACAACUGCAAGAAGGUACUUUACAAGAAUAUCAGAAAAGAAUGAAAAAGCUGGAUCAGCAGUAUAAGGAGAGGAUACGCAAUGCAGAGCUUUUUCUCCAGUUGGAAACGGAGCAGGUGGAAAGAAACUACAUCAAGGAGAAGAAAGCAGCUGUGAAGGAAUUUGAGGAUAAAAAAAUUGAGCUGAAGGAAAACUUAAUAGCUGAAUUGGAAGAGAAGAAGAAGAUGAUUGAGAGUGAGAAGCUCACCAUGGAGCUCACGGGAGAUUCCAUGGAAGUGAAGCCUAUCAUGACAAGGAAACUGCGGCGACGGCCAAACGACCCUGUUCCCAUCCCUGACAAAAGGAGGAAGCCAGCCCCUGCUCAGCUCAAUUAUCUGCUGACGGACGAACAGAUAAUGGAAGAUCUGAGGACACUCAAUAAGCUUAAAUCGCCAAAAAGACCAGCGUCUCCGUCCUCGCCAGAACAUCUGCCAGCAACACCGGCUGAAUCUCCCGCACAGCGAUUUGAGGCGAGGAUAGAAGAUGGCAAGCUUUAUUAUGAUAAAAGAUGGUACCACAAGAGCCAGGCUAUUUAUCUGGAAUCAAAAGAGAACACCAAAAUCAGCUGCGUGAUCAGCUCCGUGGGCGCUAACGAGGAGCUGGUAUGGUCAGUGAUAUUGCUUAGCCUGUGCAGACCAACACAAGGAAUCUUGGCUGACCUGCGUCAGAUCCUGAUCUGGGUGAGGAAAACCAGCGACAGCACAAAAAUGAGGAUCUACCUGGGCCAGCUCCAGCGAGGGGCUUUUGUGAUCCGCCGGCGGUCUGCUGCAUGACGCUCUGCACAGGCGGCCCCCCGGCGUGUUAGACAAUCGGCCCUUGUGAAGACCCGUGGCUGCUCUUCUGGGUUUCCAUGGCAGAGGACGUUUGUUGCCUUCCCCCCUUUGGGAGCUGUCUGCCUGCUGCCCGCAUCAUUCCAGCUGUCCUCGUCUCCCUCGUGAGCCAGGUGCCUCCCUCGGGCCUGGUCUCGGGCUUUAGAUUAGCUUUUGUGUUAUCCAAAGACUAUGUAAGGCGAAUGUAUGCCAGUGUCCUCGACCUUUCCAUUCUUGUAUCAUGAGAAGAGUCCACGUGGUGUUUAACCUUUGCAUUUGAACAGCGCCGGCACCACUGCCUCGAGGAGUCUCCCUGGCAGCCCACAAAGCUGAGAGGCGCUGGCUGCGCCGGAGGCGGAUGGGACGGUUCCAGAGCCAGUGUGUGACAGUGCGGACCCAAGGGGAGUGUGAGGCAUUUUCUCAAGGUCCUGCCGUAUCUUGAAAUUCCUCGUUGGUUUAUAGAAAUGUGUGGUUAAGGGAUCUCACUCUGCAGCGAUUCGGGUUGUUUUGUAGCCGAUUGCAAAUCCCAGUAGUGGGUAAGGCGAAGGCUGUUUUUCUUCAAAUGUUGUUUCCUUGCAGAAGGUGAGGCAGAGGAGCGCCGGGGUUGGGGAAGGGAAGACACCGCUGAUGCUUGCUGCGUGCCACAAGGCCUGCUCCUUGCCGUCCUGGCCGUGGCUGGUCCAGCCAGGAGAGCCUUCUGGCCAAACGACGUACUCCUUGCGAGGCCUUGACUUUGUGCGCAGAAAGCUAGCAUCCCCCCCACAAGUGUAUGGAGUGAGAAUUGUUCUUGGAUCCCGAUGGAAAGUGCAGUGCCGACAUUCAGAGUGUGCUGUAGCGUUCAUCUGACUGGCUAGUCGCGGCGAAGUUGCUUCCAAAACAUUUUUUAUCUCUCCA